Molecule: messenger RNA, 4670 nt
Organism: Mugil cephalus (flathead mullet)
Lineage: Eukaryota; Metazoa; Chordata; Actinopteri; Mugiliformes; Mugilidae
Gene: lamc2
Product: laminin, gamma 2
Exons: 21
Coding region: 134-3508 (1124 amino acids)
Molecular function (GO): extracellular matrix structural constituent
Source: RefSeq, a predicted model, not a curated record
CAGCGUGGCCAAUAUGUUGCAGCGAGUCCAGACCUGCAGAAGCAGAGGAGCCUUUUAAAAGGCUUCACGCCGACGACCUGGACCACAUUAUUUUCCUGUGCAGCAGCUCAGAGCUUCAGCUCAGGAUUCAAACAUGAGGAGCUUCUGCUGGAUUUCACUGUGUGGACUUUUGACGGCGCUCUGUGGCGUCCAGGCCACCUACUACACCUACUACUCGACCCUGCGCUGCGACUGUAACGGCAGGUCUCGGUACUGCCUGCGGGACUCCCUGGGUCUGCACUGCCUGGACUGCCAGGGAAACACUGAGGGGCGCCACUGCGAACGCUGCAAGGACGGCUUCUUCCUGGAGGGGGCGGGGCCCAGCUGCACACCAUGUCGCUGCAACCCCACAGGUUCUGUCAGGCCGUCCUGUGACAGCAGGGGGCGCUGCACCUGUAAAGACGGUGUCUCCGGAGACAAAUGUGACCGAUGUCCUGAAGGACCCAUCGGUCCCAACGGCUGCCCCUCCAGUCGUCAGACCAGAGAGGAUUCUGGGAGUUUGAGUACCCCAUGUUUCUGUUAUGGCCACAGCAGCCAGUGUUCAGCUCAGUCCGGUUUCUCCAUCCACAACAUCACCUCCACCUUCACCCACGGUAACGACGGCUGGAAGGUGGCGACGGCGAGGGGUGUGGCUCCAGACCACGUUAACUUCCGGUGGUCCCCCAAACACCAGGACCUGGAGGUCAUCUCCAGAAACAGUCUUCCUGUUUACCUGUACGCCCCAGACUCCUUCCUAGGGAACCAGCUGUUGAGCUAUGGUCGGAUCUUUUCCUUCUCAUUGCGUCUGGACCGAGGCGUCCGUCAUCCGUCCACCAGUGACGUCGUCCUGGAAGGAGGAGGUUUGUCCGUCUCGUCGUCUCUAGGCGACCUGAGGUCCAUCGUCCCGUGUGGACAGAAGAUCAGAUACAGCUUCAGACUGGACGAGCGUCCUGGUGUCUGGAGGCCUCAUCUCUCCUCCUUCCAGUUCCAGACUCUCCUCCAGAACCUCAGCGCCAUCAAAAUCCGAGCAACAUUUGGUGAAAGUGGACGCGGUUACCUUGACAACGUGGUGCUGACCUCAGCGAGGCGUGGCGACGGUGUCCCGGCCUGUUGGGUCCAGACGUGCGUCUGUCCUCGGGGACACGAGGGCCAGUUCUGUGAACGCUGCUCGGCCGGGUUCAGACGCAGCGUCCCGGCGGACGGGGCCUUCGCCUCCUGCGUCCCAUGCAGCUGCAGAGGAGGAAGCUGCGACCCUCAGACCGGAGACUGCUACUCGUCCGACGACACACAGGGACAGAGGACCUGCACGGAGGGGUUCUACUCCGACCCCCGGAGGCCGGACACCUGUGUCAGGUGUCCAUGUCCACAGGGAGUGUCCUGCUCUCUGGACGCUGGGUCGCUUGAGCCUCGGUGUGAACGAUGUCCUCCAGGAAGCAGCGGUCUUCUCUGUGACGUCUGUCAGGAAGGUUUUUAUUCCGACCCGUCCGGAGGCUGCCGGCCCUGCCAGUGUAACGGCCACAUCGACGUCAGCGUGGCCGGAAGCUGCGACGCCACCAGCGGAAAAUGUCUGAAAUGUCUGAACAACACAAAGGGUUGGAGCUGUGAGGACUGUGUGAGAGGUUUCUACCACAGCAGAGCCACUGACGCAUGCAAAUCUUGUAGCUGUGACCUCCAGGGAUCUGAGUCCGAACAGUGUGAUGACGCCGGUCAGUGUCGGUGCAGGCCGGGCUUCGAGGGUCUGAGGUGUCAACGGUCCAACUGUCCCGCCUGUUUCAGCCCCAUCAAAGCCAAGAUGGAUUUAUUCUCCGCCAAGCUGAAGGAGCUGGAGUCGCUUUUCUCAGACAUGGACGGAGGUUUGACACCAGCCAACGGCGCUGAGAUGGAGGUUGCCCUGAGAGCCAUGGAGGACCUGGUGGACAACCUGCAGGACAACACCAAGCAGCUCACAGAGUUGGAAGUGGAACUGCAGCGACGCCUGUCGUCCAUCAGCAGUAGCCAGCUAGAGCACGACCAGGACAUCCAGAUCAUUGCAGACACCACCACCAACAUCAAACAACAACAGCAGAUGUACAAGACAAAGGUGGCAGAGGUCCAGGGGCUGAUGGAGGAGAUGAAAUUCAAACUGCAGGAUGCCAAAACCAAACUACAAUCAGCUGAGGUUCCAGUUGGAGAUGCUCCUCAGGGUUCAGACGACUUUUCUUCUCUGGUGAAAACGGCUACAAGUCUGGCUGACGAACACAAGACGGAUUCAGAUGCUGUGCAGCAAACCGCCAAUGAGGCACUGGCCGACUCGAAGGAGAGUUUGACUCUCAUCAGAUCCCUCAUGAACCGAGAGAACAAAGUCAAGGAACUGAUCGGAGAUCUGAAGAACAUGUACGAUCAGGCCUCAGCUGAGGUGAAGACCAUGGAGAAACAGGCGACACGUCUGAGUGAUGAGGCCAGAGAUGAAAGCAAAAUGUCCAACAGCUUGUUGACUGAGAUCGCGGCCAUGGAACGAAAUCUUCCUUCAUCCCUGGAGGAGGAGAUGGACAACAUGGUUUCCAGGCUGGCUCUAGUGAAGAAGGCGGCAGACAAGGACAUCUCAGACUUUAAGGAUCUGCAGGACGGCAUGCAGCAAGAAAAACUGGAUACAGAGGACAAGCUGGCGAAGGGCAAAGCUGCCCAGCAGGUUUACGACAAGCUGGUGGACAGAGUCAACGCUGCCAAGGAUGACACUGAGGACGCCCUUAAUCGGAUCAAGGGCAACAUCAACGGGCUCGAAGACACUCUCAGCACCCUGAAAGACUUCGACCAGCGGAUCAGCAACAGUGAAGCUCUGGCUAAAGCCGCCAACGAGGGUCUCCCCCGCAUCAACGCCACCAUCCAGCAGGCUGUUAGCAACAACGAAGCGACCAACUCAGCCCUGGGAGACGUAUCCAAAGACUUCGACAGUGCCCUGGAAACCAUCGGCAAUCUGGAGGGCCUGGUCAACACUUUGGAGGGAACAUUUGCAUCAUUGCCGCCUCAUUCUGGUUUGGUGAAACAAGCCAACAGGCUGAACGGGGAAUCUCUGGCCUUGAAGACAAAGGCGGACACGAUGAACCAAGACCUGGCGGCUGAGGUGGAAGACGCCAAUAAUCUGGCGGCUGAAGCUAAGGAGGUAUCUGAUGGAGCGGCAGCAGCUUUUGACAACGCCAGAAACACCGGCAACGCUGUCAGACAAACACUGAGAAAAAUCAACAAUAUGCUGGCUAACAUGAACCAGUCAAGUAUUGAUGAAACGCAGCUGAAGCGGCUGGAGGACUCCCUGGCCAGAUCUCAGGGGGAGGUGGAGGGCCUGCUGAGGCCUCGGCUCCGGGACAUGGAGGAGCAGGAGGCCGCCCACCGCCGCCAGCUGGACCAGAUCAACCUGGACAUCGACACCAUCUUAGCGGACAUCGCUAACCUGGAGGACAUCCUGGAGGUCGUCCCCAAGAACAAAUGCUUCAACACGCAGGUGGAGAAGGCCUGAGGGCCUCAUGAACACGCUAACACUCAUUAACAUGCUAACACAGAGGCUCAUUAGCCUUCUGAGACUUGUUAGGUUAAAGAAAUUAAGAUUUGUUAAGACUUGACCUGACACACUCUGUACCUGCUGACACCUGAUCAGUAGUGGUGUGUGAUACCGCUAGAUUUGGACUGAUCCAAUACCAAGUAAAUACAAAGCCAGUAUCGCCAAUACCGAUACUGAUGUCGAUACAUUUUAAUAAUUAAGGUGGACGCAUCAUCAGUCUUAAUCUGAAUGAAUUUUCAUGACCUUUUUUUUGUGAUUUGACUUUUGGAUUAUUAAUCAGUCAGAAUCAAGUACAGAAUUUGGGCAAAGUUUAUAAGUAAAUAGAAAAUAAUUUAUUAUCACAAAAGUUUUUGUUCAGAAACAACACAAAUCUAUCACAUGAGAACAAAGCUCUUGUUUCAUUGCACUUCUUUAUGUUUUUUGUUUAAAUAAAGUCUAAAAAUUGUCACAAGAGAGAAACUGAAUUUUAAGUAUCGAUCUCAUUCCACGGUAUCGAUCAGUAUAGAUUCCAAUGUUGGUAUCGACAUUGUUGAUAUUUGGGUCUGCCCACCACUACUGAUUAGACUUGUUACCUUAACAACACUGGAUAACCUCCUGAGCCUUAUUAACCAAAUAAAACCUGAUGGCACUUAUUAAUCUCCUGGGACUCGUUAACCUGCUGAAACCUCUUAGCUUAAUGAGACUCGUUAAUGUCCUGAGACCUGCGAACUGGACCAGAUUUGUUGGUCUGAUAAGACUCGUUAACUGCAUAUUGACACCACUAUGAACUUGUGUUUUUUGUUUGUUUGUUUGUUUUUUUUUUAACACAGAGAAAACGUCCUCAUGUAAAAUCACCACUUUUUACCAAAAACAUCCUCUAAUUUAAACCUUAAUCUGUUUUAAUGAUAUUUUUUCCUAAUUAACAGAUCAAUUAAGGAUAAAUUAAGGGACUGCUGUUUGGUGUUGUUUCUAUAUCUAUCUAUAUUUAGUGAUGUGUUUGAAUGUAACAGUAUUUAUAACUGAAUAUACACGAUCAGGGUUUUUUUUUUCGUACAUUUUAAAUGUUAGUGUUUUUAUUUGUUUAUUUGUCAUUGUGUCUAAUUAUCCUGACUCUAAUAAAAACUGCAGCACUUUCCUCUGA